Molecule: messenger RNA, 2970 nt
Organism: Mastomys coucha (southern multimammate mouse)
Lineage: Eukaryota; Metazoa; Chordata; Mammalia; Rodentia; Muridae
Gene: Serpine1
Product: serpin family E member 1
Exons: 9
Coding region: 135-1343 (402 amino acids)
Biological process (GO): negative regulation of endopeptidase activity; negative regulation of vascular wound healing; negative regulation of plasminogen activation
Molecular function (GO): serine-type endopeptidase inhibitor activity
Source: RefSeq, a predicted model, not a curated record
UCUAGCUGCCACAGAGCCCCGAGAACUUUGUGAAGGAGGAACGCCCGCACACCCGCCUCCGGCAGCACACAGCCAACCACAGCUGAGCGACAGCCAACAAGAGCCAAUCACAAGGCCCCUUUGAAAGCUCCAGGAUGCAGAUGUCUUCAGCCUUCACUUGCCUCGCCCUGGGCCUGGUUCUCGUCUUUGGGAAAGGGUUCGCUUUACCCCUCCGAGAGUCCCACACAGCCCAUCAGGCCACUGACUUUGGAGUCAAAGUGUUUCAGCACGUGGUCCAAGCUUCCAAAGACCAGAAUGUGGUCUUCUCUCCCUAUGGCGUGACCUCGGUGCUGGCUAUGCUGCAGCUGACCGCAGCAGGGAAAACCCGACAGCAGAUCCAAGAUGCUAUGGGAUUCAAAAUCCAUGAGAAGGGCACAGCUCAUGCCCUCCGCCAGCUCUCCAAGGCGCUCAUGGGGCCAUGGAACAAGAAUGAGAUCACUACUGCGGACGCCAUCUUUGUCCAGCGGGACCUGGAACUGGUCCAGGGCUUCAUGCCCCACUUCUUCAAGCUCUUCCAGACUACGGUGAAGCAGGUGAACUUCUCAGAGGCAGAGAGAGCCAGAGUCAUCAUCAAUGACUGGGUGGAGCAGCACACCAAAGGCAUGAUCACUGACUUACUGGCCGAGGGGGCUGUAGAUGAGCUGACACGCCUGGUGCUGGUGAAUGCCCUCUACUUCAACGGCCAAUGGAAGACCCCCUUCCUAGAGGCCAGCACCCACCAGCGCCUCUUCCACAAGUCUGACGGCAGCACUGUCUCUGUGCCCAUGAUGGCUCAGAACAACAAGUUCAACUACACUGAGUUCACCACCCCGGAUGGGCAUGAAUAUGACGUCCUGGAACUGCCCUACCAUGGCGAAACCCUCAGCAUGUUCAUCGCUGCACCCUUUAAGAAAGAUGUGCCCCUCUCUGCCCUCACCAACAUCUUGGAUGCUGAGCUCAUCAGACAAUGGAAGAGCAAGAUGACCAGGCUGCCACGCCUCCUCAUCCUGCCUAAGUUCUCUAUGGAGACGGAAGUGGACCUCAGAGGGCCCCUGGAGAAGUUGGGCAUGACUGAUAUGUUCAGCUCAACCCAGGCCGACUUCACAAGUCUUUCCGACCAAGAGCAGCUCUCUGUAGCACAAGCGCUACAAAAGGUCAGGAUCGAGGUGAACGAGAGCGGCACAGUGGCGUCUUCUUCCACAGCGGUUGUAGUCUCAGCUCGCAUGGUCCCCAUGGAGAUGGUUUUAGACAGAUCCUUUCUCUUUGUGGUUCGGCACAAUCCCACAGGGACAAUCCUCUUCAUGGGCCAGUUGAUGGAGCCUUGACCCUGGGAAGAGAAGCCUUCGUUUGGGACUUAUAACAUUUGGAGAUGUUAUAAGCAGGAAAUCUGAAGAAAAGAAUUAUUCUAAGGACUCUGGGGAGAAAGAGAAGGCAUGUCUUUCUUGCCCCCACACUGGUAAAUUUUUCCAACCAGACCUCAGACUCUCGAAGGGGAAAGCGAAUAACUCUCUCCUCACUAGGGAUUCCUACCCCACAAAGGUCUCAUCCGACCAUAGAACUCACAGAACCUGGAUCUGCCCAUUGUUCUGCCUUUGGACCUGGUUCCUACCAAGGCCCCAGCAGGGCAGGGCCACAACCAUUUCUCUCAGCAAAAUCUGAGUUCCAGUCACACUGUGGGCACUUCUUGCAUCGCCUGCCAUUGCUACGGAGGGUGGCCACAGGCCAAAGGGAAAUGCACUGUCCUAUCUCAAGGUCACUGCGGAAAUGACCACCUUGCCCACCAAGGGGCAACAGAGAGAUCAAAUGACCGCUCAAUACUGAGCCUUCUCCCUGCUCCCUCCCUGACACAACUGGCUUAUGUUAUUUCAGAGUGUAGGUGACUUGUUUACACAGCUUUUUUCGACCCGCAAACUUUUUUCAUUUGGGAAGAGUGAAAGAAAGCGCAGACGUGUGUGUGCCUGGCUCUUCAUCCCCAGUCUCCCAGUUGGGGGUCCUGGGGAGAUCCCAGGGGUAUAGUUGAAUAUUUAUCUCAUUCUUGCUCUUGUAUGUUUGUUGGAGAGAAGAAACACUAUUAAGGUAAAUGCAUUUUAUUUAAACCGUGGCAUAUAAUGUCCCAAUUGGGGUUUAUAUCUCUGAAUGUCAGGGGUGCAUCACUCGACAAACGUGCCCCUCCGGGAGGCUUCGUGAUGGGGCUCACACUGCCCCCUAGUGGCAGCCGAGCACACCCUUACCCCCAUCCCUCCCCCAGCAUCCUCCCCUGUGGCUCUUUUCCUUAGGGACCUUGCCAAGGUGAUGCUUGGCAGCCCACGUUAAAGGAAGGGGGAAAAAAGAUUAGGUGGAAGAGAGAGAGAGUUGAGAGAGGGCAAAGUGGUUUCAAAUUUUUCCAAUACACUCAGAAGCAGAAUGGGAAAAGGGGCUGUGUGACCUAACAGGACAGAACUUUCUCCAAUUACUGGGUGACUCAGAGCUGCACUGGUGACUCACUUCAAUGUGUCAUUUCCGGCUGCUGUAUGUGAGCAGUGGGCACGUGGGGGGGGGGGGAUGAAAGAGACAGCCAGCUCCUGGUCAACCACCUUAGUUAGAUAAUCUUUUUUGAAAGCUUCCUAGCUGGGGGUAUGAUCAGAAAACCAAUUUACUGAAAAACUGCACAAGAAGGUACUGUGAAUGUAAUUUCCUAACUGGCCACUCUGCAUCCGUUAUGGCUCCACCGGAAAAAAAUAAUCAUUUUGGUGUUUUUGCUUUUCUCUCUCUCCCUCUUUCUCUCCCUGUUUUUUUUUUCUCUUUUCAUUAUGCACUGGACAGCCACACACCCGUGUACCCACAGGGGCCCCAAAUGUGGGGUCACAUGGUCUUGAAUUUUGUUGGUUAUAUAUGCCUUUUUUGUUGUUUGUUUUCACUUUUGAUAUAUAAACAGGUAAAUAUGUUUUUUAAAAAUAAUAAAAAUAGAGAAUA